AUGUCUGAUACCAACACCAACCAGGAACCCGUUCUCACUGAUGAACAGAUUCUCGAAUUCGAGCAACAAAUUAAAGAUGAGGAAGCUCAAAAAAUACCCUUAGUUUGUCAAGUAGCCUCCAUCGAUACCCUAAAAGAAGAAUUCGAGGGCAAUGAACCCUUUCUGAAGAAAAUUGGAAAUUUGAGCAAGGUCCAUGACAAAAUCAGAAAAUGUCGUGGCGAUGGUAACUGCUUCUACCGAGCUUUAUCGUUUGCUUGGUUCGAGAGUGCAAUGAAGAACAAAGCAAUAUACAAUGAACGUCUUGUUAAACUCAAGCAGACCUGCGAACUUUUGGAAUUGAGUGGAUUUGAAAAACUAGCUUUCGAGGAUUUUUAUGAUGUGACACUCCAGCAAUACGAAAGCAUGAAUCAAAAUGAUCCUGACAUGCUCUUGGUUGGAUUUCAAUCUGAUGAAAUCAGCAAUGCCAUUGUUAUGCACUUCCGAUUCAUUGCUUCAGCCUUUCUCCGUAUUCAUGCUGCAGAAUAUGAGCCGUUUCUGACUGAUGAAAUGGUAUCAAUUGACGAGUUCUGUUCAAUGCAUGUAGAGGCAUUUGGUAGAGAAUCGGAUCAUUUGCAAAUUAUUGCGCUUAGCAGAGCUUUGGAUGUGCCUAUCCAGGUCGUCUAUUUGGACGGUGGUGUUGAUGAUGAGGCUGCUAUUCAUGAAUUCUGGCCAUCCGACCAGGAUGAACGGGAGAAGACUAAGACACCUAUCAAGUUGAUCUACAGACCUGGUCAUUAUGAUAUUUUAUAUGAAAAGAUGUGA
Mucor velutinosus is the source of this 801-nucleotide messenger RNA. RefSeq lists its product as uncharacterized. Gene Ontology annotation, molecular function: ubiquitin binding; cysteine-type deubiquitinase activity. Gene Ontology annotation, biological process: protein K48-linked deubiquitination. The record is from RefSeq and is a predicted model, not a curated record. Gene Ontology annotation, cellular component: nucleus. The transcript has 6 exons. The coding region runs from base 1 to 801 and encodes 266 amino acids. NCBI's taxonomy places the organism in Eukaryota, Fungi, Mucoromycota, Mucoromycetes, Mucorales, Mucoraceae.